UGUGGUGUGGACGAUAACCCAAGAAUUUCAUAUCGUGCUACCCACUCCGGCUUAAUGCUGCUGUGUUAGAAAAAUAAAUAGUUUCUGUUCUAUAUUCGACUAUAAUUAAAAGUAUUAAUCGAAAAUAUGCAUCCAUAAAUAAAAAGAGAAUUAAUGAAUUAAAAAUGUGUAGUUUUAAAAUGUACACUUAGUACAAAACUACAAACUAGGUUGUGUUGUUUAUCAUAAACGCAUUAAUGGAACCGUAGCUUAAGCUGAUAGGCUGCCCAUACAGGCAUCCUGUCAGCAAAACUGAUAAAUGCAAAGCUUGAACUUAUUUUAUCAGGGUUCCGUACACUAAUAAUAUUUAUAAGGCUAUUUGUAAAGAAAAAUGAUUAUAAUCACCUCAUCAUUAGAAAAGAAGGUAUCAUACGCCCGAAGGCGUAAAGUUACAUCUUAAGAAAUAUCAAUAUGUUGUUAAGCACUUGUUUUUCAUAAAUCAUUGUAAAGAGUAAUUUAAUAACCGUUAAUGUAAAAUGGUUUACUUUAUUUUGUCGUGUGUCCCUAAUUCAAAUAUCAUAGUUGCGAUAAUUUUGUCCUUACAUUGCAACGUCCAUAGAAACGGAUCGCUCGUGUCAGAAUACGGAUAUAAAUAAAAUAACACGGAUCAAGCCGCUGAUAGUAUGAGAUACGAUGUAUUCGAUUCUGUAUAAGUUGGUGAUAGCGUCUUUACUAGCAGAGUGCUGCUCGCAAUCGUUGUACCCUGAGAAUGAUGGCUGCACCCAAGUAUAUGAUGACAUGACUGAUCCUAACGAGUGCAUACACACGGUAUAUUGUACUAAUCUAGUUCGGGUUAUGUUAGCUCGUCACGAUGAAUGCAGCAAUUUUGUACAUAGCAAUCGACAUGGUAGCGAUUUCGAUCCCAUGAACGUAUAUUAUCGAUGUAAUGAUAACGAUGUCAUAGUUCCCAGAUUCGAUGAUUAUGAUUACGUAGUUAUAUAUUCGUUAGAUUUAAGUACUAAUAUGUAUGCAUCAGUUCCUACCAUAAAAUCGUUGCCUAAUCUGGCAAUAUUGAAAAUAACCAGAUCUUUACUGUCCAAGGCGAAACUGUCAAACGAAAAUGAUCUGCCAAAGCUUACAGCUAUUGACUAUUCAGAAAACGUAAUAAGCAGUUUCGAAGUUGUUCCUGGAGAACACGAAUUUAAAUCGCUGAAGAAACUAAAUUUAUCACAUAAUUCUUUAAAUAAUAUCCUAGAUGGCACUUUUGAAUUAUUUCCGAAUAUAGAAUCAUUGGAUCUAUCGCACAAUUAUUUUGUUGCAAUUGACAUCAUGUUCUUUGAAGGUAUAAAAAAACUUUUGCAUUUAAAUAUGUCUAACAACAGAAUUGCUUACAUAGAUUCUUCUUUACAAAGAAUGCGAUAUUUGGUUACAUUGGACCUUAGCUAUAAUUUUAUAGAAACAGUAGCAGCGAAGGAUUUUGCUAAGUUAGUGAACAUACAGGAAAUUAAACUUGAUUCUAAUAAAAUUCAUACUAUAGAAAAACAUGUAUUUGAUAAUACGGUAUCAUUGACUACAGUUGACCUACAAGAUAAUGCUGUGGUUAGUAUUGAUCAAGACAUAUUUAUCAAUGCCACUAAGUUAAGAAGUAUUUAUCUUUCCAGAAAUAAUUUAAAAUUUUUGCCAAAAAAUGCAUUUAAAGGAAAAACUAUAUUUGAUUUUACGAUCGAAGGUAACCAACUAGAAGGACCUCUAGAGAGAGGUUUAUUUGAAGGACUUGGCAUGGUUAAAGAAUUAGAUUUAAGUGGCCAACGCCUAACUUCUAUAGAAAAUUACGCCUUUGCCGGACUUCAAACUUUAGAAACCUUGUUACUAAAUAACAAUUACGUGGAGUUAUUAAGAAAUUAUGCAUUUAAAGGUUUACAAAAUUUGAAUUGUUUAGAUUUAUCUUAUAAUAAAAUCAACACACUGGAUAAUGUUACCGAGGACCUCAUUAGUUUGCAAGUAUUAACAUUACAUCAUAAUAAAAUAGCACACAUCUCAAGUAACAAUUUUAUUUCAUUAGGAUCUUUACAGUUACUUGAUUUAUCUCAUAAUAACAUAUCGUACUUGGGAUUUAAUUAUUAUCGAUCGUUACAAAGUUUAUUUAAUUUUAAAAUAUCAGAUAAUCCUCUCUGCGGCACGAUAGUCGAGAAAACGUUUGACGGUUUAAGCUCUUUACCAAGUCUUGAUAUUUCUGGGACUUUAAUAACUACAGUUAAUAAUGGCUCUUUUGUGGGUAUGACUUUAUUAAAAGAAUUAAAUAUUUCACAUAGUAACAUAACUGAACUACAAUACAAUUCACUGUCCUACGUUGGAAAUAUUCGAACAAUUGAUCUUUCAAAUAAUCGACUAUCUGUUUUCGAUGUUAAUACAACUGACUUAAGAAAUCUUGACACUUUAUUGUUGAAUAAUAAUAUGUUACAUGUAAUUUCUCAAACAGUAUUUACAGGACUGAGCCUGCUAAGAAUUGUUGAUUUAUCGUAUAAUAACAUUCGUACCAUUCAUGGAGAAACUUUUCAAAAGGAUAUACUGAAUUUAGAUUUGUCUUUUAAUCCAGAAUUGGAAUUUGAUGUAUCUUUACUUAAAAAAACUGUAAAUUUAGCAAAACUUUUUAUUUCGGGAACAAAACCCGUGUCAAUGUUAGUUACAUUUGAAAAUGUAAAGGGUUUACUUAUAACUACAUUAGAAAUGACUCAUUUAAACAUCCAGAACAUAAGUAGUUUAAUGUUAUUUAAUCUACAACGUUUAGAAACCUUAGUAUUAAGCAAUAAUGCGGUUUCCGCGCUCAAUAUUGGUGCUCUAUCUAAUUUGAGGUCCCUUAAACAGUUGGACCUAAGUUAUAAUAACUUGAAUUACAUUCAGCCUGGAACUUUCAAAGACAACACCUAUUUGAAGGUAUUAAACAUUUCCCACAAUAAGUUAUUGGAAAUUACUCACGGGAUAUUUCAGGGUCUUUUGAAUGUCGAAGUUAUAGAUUUAUCGUUUAAUAAGAUUAAAGAUUUACACCGAUCUAGAUUCUACGAUGUUGAGCAUUUGGAUACUCUUAUAGUAGAUAACAAUGAAAUUGAGUUUAUUUCCGAUGAUGAGUUCUUGGGGAGUAGUUUAUCUAAACUCAGCAUAGGAGGAAAUCCACUACCCUGCAAGAUUUUGUACAAAUUCAAAAGAAGUAGUUUGCAUGUCAGAAUUACUGCUAUAAAUAUUGACGAAACAAAAGACAACUUAAAAGGGGUUACAUGUAAUAAAGACGGUUAUAAUUUUGAUUCAAAUGUGAUUCCGGAAACUGUUGAGCAUAACAAAUUGCUAUUUGAUAUAAGGAACAUAUUAUUUAACGUUUCGAAAGGGCAAAUUUUCAAAGAACCUAUUGAAGCUAAGUACGUACAUAAUGAUUCUUCAUAUUUAGAAAGUAUAACAAAUCAACAACAAAAAUUUAAUCAGCACAGUUUGGAAAUAAUAAAUUCUAUUAAAAACUUAUCUUCUAUUAAUAAUCUGACUUCAAUUAUUAAUAGUAACACAAACAUACUGUUAGGAAAAAUAUUGCGAGUGUUGACUGCAAAAGAAUCCAUGACAACAAGCAAACCUAUAAUUGUAAUUAAAGAAAAUGCUACUUCGGGUAGUCUGAUUUCCUACAUUAACAAAAUCAAGCAAGACUUGGAAGACACUUUAGCUGUUGAAAGACAAAACGUUUUACAGUUGGAUGAUAAAAUUAAUAAGAUUAAUUCAAAAAUAGAUUUUUCAAUGACAACGAAGACUCCUACGCACGAGAAAUUGUUUAGAACUAAAGACGAAGACAAGCAAAAGUCGUCUGUUUUUACCGAGGUCUGUGUGGGUUUGAUUUUGGUAAUUUUGAUUUGUUUUAUUUUGUAUAAAAUAUACAAAUCGGAACUAUAUCUACCCAGAGGCCGGUCGCGCACCAGUACGAGUAGCAGACGGAAUAUAGCAGAGUCUAUGGAAAGUGCGCAAUUAUAAACAAACAAACACAACUUUUGUAUUUAGCUAAGAUGCAGAGUAAUAUACGAGUACAUAUAUGUCACCGUAAGAUUGUGCACCCGUUAGUUUACAAUCUAACGUAGGUCAGGUUAGAUUGUGAAAUUCCUACCGUCAGUUUAUAAUUUAACUAGUGAGAUUGAUAUAUAUAUAUAUCAAUUAUUAUUUAGAAUAAGUUUUAUAAUUAUAAUGAUUAUAAUGUGGCUUCCGGGCGUUGUUAGAGCAUAUACAGAGGGAGUGUGUGGGAGUUCAAUAAGAGAAUCUGAAAUGCCUGUAUUUAGGAAACAUUUAUUGGACUUUUUAGAACAAAGUGCUUUUUAAUCUUUUAAUGAAUAUUUUGACCAUAUGCCGCAAAGUUAUUAAAUUUAGUAUAAUGUAGUAUACAUUAGAUUAAUUUUAUUUAUGAAUAUAAGAUUUCUAUGCCUGUUAGCUGGCUGAAUACACUGUUCUUUGAAAUGUAUUUGAUAACAUCCACUUAACUGUAUUCUAACAAUUAAAUGAUUUGAUUGAUUGAUUGAGUGUCUCUUUUUUAUGCUACAUACGAGUAUAUCACCAAAAAUGUAAGAGAUUAAGUUAAUUUUGAGAUUGUCCGAUUGGUAAAAUUAAUCUAGUUUUGUAUUUAAUUUAAAUAAAAUAAAAUAAACUUUAAGUGUUAACUUGUAAGGUUUACCACUUUUCGACUCUAUUUGUCAAGUAAUAAAGUCGAAAAGUGGUAAACCACUUUCUUGGCUGACUGUACCAGUUCGCCUGACGAUAUCGGCCUGUCAGUUAUUCGCAAAAGCUGACAAUCGCGAAUAACUGACAGGCCGAUAUCGUCCGGCGAACUGGUAGUUAGUGGGCCUCUUUACCCUUCGCGCCUACCUUUUCCAAAUUUGACGUUUUUUUUCUACUGACGGAAAUGACUUGAGACUCAAAAUUUGUUACAACACUGUCACUUAAUGUCGCUUAAACUAAUUGUCCGACUUGUUUAGACGUAAAUAACAAUAAAGAUCAAAUAUGUGGACAUUUUAUUAAAUCAAGAACUUAAUAAAUUCCGACUAGUUUAUUUGUUGUCAUUCUUUGUAGUAAGUAUAAUAAAUGGCUUUUUAAAAUAUA
This is a messenger RNA of Cydia pomonella (codling moth), 5097 nucleotides long. Its product is annotated as transforming growth factor beta activator LRRC32-like. The transcript is spliced from 3 exons. Gene Ontology annotation, molecular function: protein binding. The coding region runs from base 673 to 3984 and encodes 1103 amino acids. NCBI's taxonomy places the organism in Eukaryota, Metazoa, Arthropoda, Insecta, Lepidoptera, Tortricidae. The record is from RefSeq and is a predicted model, not a curated record.